UGCAAUGUAGUACAAAUAUAUACUAGUAAUCUGUGAUGUAGUAGCUUUGAUGAUUGAUCCCGUAUUUUAUUGUUUGUAUAAACACGAGUGCACUUUUAUAAAAUAUCUAUUUUAUAUUCAAAGCGUGUAAAACUUUUCUCUUCUCUUACUUAUUUGAAACCGCUCGAAAAUGUUUCGUUACCUUACAGUGUUGUUAUUGUUCACCGCUUAUUCUAGUCUAGGUCUUCCCGUGCAAAAUAAUGCGGUUUCUGUGGCAUCCUCGCUACAGCAGCUUUCGAGUCAGUGCGAAAAUAGUUUUGUUUCCAAAAAGCUUUUGGAAAACCUGAGCUACUGCAAUGAUUCAAUGAAGUUGCAUAGCAAGAAAGAAAUAAUGUGUUUGAUGUACUACGAUAUAAAUAGACAGUUAUGUGCGAGUAAACUUGGUUUUGACGACGAUACGAAUAACAAAAUAAACGAGAUUCAAGAACGAAAGACUUUGUGUGGUGUGGCUCAAACUUGGACUUUUGGUAAUAUUCCGGAGUACCCCGAAUAUGCGAAGGUGGCUAAUAUGAUAUUCAAAAAUCAGGAGAAGUGCCUUGGCGCGUGUGCCGUCGUCGACGACAUCGUCAGUGACGACUCCAACUACUACUGUAAGUACUACAACUGGGGUAUGAGUGUACUGAAUCAACCAGUUGCCAACAUGGAGUCAAAAAUGAAUGAUAUCCAAGUGGAGAUUAAGCCCAGCAACACAUCCAUAACCACUUCCACUGUGAACAAUAGUCCCAAAGUAUCUCCUGAAGAAACCAGCGAUAAUCUCAAGCCACCAGUUAACAUUCCAUUGGAAUCGAGCUCUGUUCCAGUGUUAAAUGUGUCGCAGAAGUCUGACAGUCCUCUAGCCAUCCCACUGCCGGAUAUGACAUCAAACAAGAAUGUCCCAAAGCCUGAACAAGAGGAGCCUCCGCUAAAAGUAAAGGAGGAGGAAAAGGAAACUCCAAAAGACAUUAUUGAAAAGCCUCAAGGCGCGGAAAAAGAAAAUAUUGAUAACUCACAACUGAAACCACAAAGCUUUGAUAUGGAUGAAGAUCCAGAAGAUGAUGAGAGAGAUGAUGAUGGUCUCUCUGAAGGUCUUGGUGCUAAUGAUCCCGAUGGAGACGACCAAAGUUUCAAUUCAGAUCCUAAAAUUGAAUUAGAGAAGCCCAAGAUUUCUGAGAAAAGAAUUGAAGCAAUCACUUCAUUCAAUGGAGAUAUUGGUCAAAGAGAAAUAUUCCCCAACAUGCAAGAGACAUUCACGGAGGAUGAUGACCAUUUCUUCCCCUUCUUCAUGACUGCCAUAAUAGUGGUUGUGUUGCUGUACAUUCUGUAUCAUAAUAAGAACAAAUUUACUAAAGUGAUAUUAGGUUUAAUAGUGGAGGGUCGCCAGGGGCGGCGACGCAACAGCCGCGGCCACGCCUACCGCAGACUGGACACGCUGGAGCAGGCCAUGAGCAGCAGUAGUGCCGCGCCGCCCAGCAAGAUCAUAUAUUAAUUAGGUUACAGGCUCUGACACUCCCCUAUAAACCGCAGAAUAUUAACAACACAGUAAAGAGUACCUCGACUUCAAAAGAACUGGUGAAUCUACGCGAGUUAGGCGCGAGGACCACUUUCGAAAUGUUUCAUAAUGCUGAGUUAUUUGAGUAACGCCGCCUGCCGCCGGCCGACAUGACAUAACGUCGAACGUAUAAACGUGAUCUCUUCUGCCUACUACGAAACUGUUUUGAGACUUAAACAAUCGGACGAGAAUGCCGCGUCCUGCACUUAUCAGACGACACCAAACCUGUACUAUAUAAAAUCUACUACGCACUAUUAUAAAAAUUUUAGUACACUGUUAAGAAUGUACUGUAAUGUACUUACUAUUAAAAUGUGUGCACUUUAAAUCGUGUUUCCACGAAUACACUAGAACUGGACGUUGACAUACAAAAUUGAGUAAUUUCCGUCUUUCCUAAAUCCUAAAUAAAUCACGACGAGACGAGAGGUUAAGUUAUCUGUUUGAUCUAUAGAAUCGACUAGUUUGAAAUAUCUUAAAAUCUUACACAUUUUUGUAAUUUACUAAAAAAAAAAACAUAUUGAAAUGAUGAGCUAUUAACAAAUGACUUAAUUUUAUGCA
Molecule: messenger RNA, 2122 nt
Organism: Aricia agestis (brown argus)
Lineage: Eukaryota; Metazoa; Arthropoda; Insecta; Lepidoptera; Lycaenidae
Product: trans-Golgi network integral membrane protein 2-like
Exons: 4
Coding region: 170-1504 (444 amino acids)
Source: RefSeq, a predicted model, not a curated record